Molecule: messenger RNA, 2027 nt
Organism: Lytechinus variegatus (green sea urchin)
Lineage: Eukaryota; Metazoa; Echinodermata; Echinoidea; Temnopleuroida; Toxopneustidae
Gene: prdx6
Product: peroxiredoxin-6-like
Exons: 6
Coding region: 140-796 (218 amino acids)
Biological process (GO): cell redox homeostasis; cellular oxidant detoxification
Cellular component (GO): mitochondrion; cytosol
Molecular function (GO): peroxiredoxin activity
Source: RefSeq, a predicted model, not a curated record
UGCGUUGUAGUACGGUAUACGGUGCUUUGCAUAACGUAUUCGGUGGUGUCCAAGCUGAGGACGACAAACGUAGGACUAGGAGAAUUAGAAUCAUCUAUAUCUAGAUCUACUUUUGUACUUUUCUUUUUUGAGUGCAACCAUGCCGAAUCUUGGUGAUGUAUUCCCUGACUUCACGGCUGAUACCAGCAUAGGCGAAAUCCAAUUUCAUUCUUGGCUCGGUGAUUCUUGGGGAAUUCUCUUCUCUCAUCCUGCGGACUACACUCCAGUAUGUACCACAGAACUGGGAAUGGUUGCCAAAUUGACGGGCGAGUUUCAAAAGCGAAAUGUGAAGCUUAUCGCUUUGUCAUGUGACGAUGUAGAGAGCCACAAGGGAUGGAUUGAGGACAUCAAAGCUAAUUCCAGCUUCUCACAAGAAUGGCCAUACCCAAUUAUUGCAGACCAAAAGCGUGAUCUUGCUGUCAAGUUUGGUAUGCUUGACCCUGAUGAGAAAGAUGCUGCUGGAAUCGCUCUCACUGCUCGUUGUGUGUUUAUCAUUGGACCAGACAAGAAGCUUAAGCUGUCCAUCCUUUAUCCAGCUACUACUGGCAGAAACUUUGAUGAGAUUCUCCGUGUUAUCGACUCUCUCCAGUUGACAGCCACGAAAAGGGUCGCAACCCCAGCAAAUUGGACGAGUGGCAACGAGUGCAUGGUGCUUCCAAAUAUUCCAGAUGAGGAGGCUCGAAAGCUCUUCCCGAACUUUAGGAAGCAGGAUGUCCCAUCAGGAAAAAACUACAUGCGAUUUACCCCUCAACCCUAAAGUGACUUUUUCACCAAGUCAAGUCUUUACAAAAUGAACACUCGUUCAUGUCAUUUAUGUGUAUUCUAUAAAGUGAGAAUUAUGUAUGUUUUGUAUUGAAAUGGAAUUUUAAAAAUAGAGCUUGAUUAACAUUUGAUUUCUUUUAAAAACAAUAAAUUGAGUUGAAAGGUUCAAGAUAGAUUAAAGAUGAAUAUUUUCUCUUAUCUGUAUUACGAUUAUUCCUUAAUCUCUUAAAACAUACUAGUUCUUUUAGUAUAAUUUGGUGGUUUGGUUACUAAUAUCCAUACCUUUCUUCUGUUUAAAAUACUUUUCUAGAGAAAGUAACAAGAUGGAUACAUGUGUAUAUGUAUGUGUGUGUGAGUGUUAUAAAAAAAAUUGAUAAAAUCAUGUUAUAUUUUCAAAGAAGAUAAGUUUAUUUUACCAAAUUAGAAAAUAUCUUGAAGAAGUCUUUGUUUCUUAAUACUAGUGCUGGAUAAUGCAUGACAAUUAUUACACAUUCCUUGUGUUUUUGUAAAAAAAAAGAUUAAAAUGCUUAUAAAAUAGGCCCACUUACAGUGGUUUAUAGACAAAUUUCUUUGUGAAGUACCCAAAGAUGCAUUCACAGUAACUAGAAUGAAAAUUUCCCAUAAUGCAACUCAAUAAUCUGUCGAAUCUGUUGUAUGGAGAAUAUUAAAUUUCCAUGUGAUAAAAUGUUUAUGAAUAUAUGGUAAAUGGAAGGAAUGCACUAUGCCAACUGUUAUUGAUGGUGAUAUAACUAACUGUUCAAUUUCAUGCUUGGAUAGCCACAUUUGUUUUGUACAUCAAACCUCUACAAAUUGUAGAGAACACUCGUGUAGACUCACUAUCAAAUUCCAUGGAUAUCCAUGAAAGCUUGUUCAUGAUGAAAAUGGACUUUUAUCGUAAAAUCACAAUUUGAUUUGGGUUUGAAGGAUUUAUCAACUUUCAGUUCUUUGGAUGGAUGGGAUAACUAAAUCACAUCAAUUAUUGCAAUUGCAGUACUUACUUUUUUAUGACGCAGCUGAGUCCAUCAUGUUCAUUACUUGAAAAGUGGAAAAUGUGCCUUUGCUAUUGACACAUCACAGGUGUUGACUGUCUUUUCACAAUAAUUGUCGUAAAGGAGAAAUCAUGUCUUAUGGUGUUUAAUAAUGCUGAUAGAUUGGAUGACCUUGAAUAAGGUUGUGCCUUCUGUUCAAAUAAACAGAUAUGUGACUGUCACCAAAUAAAAUCAAUU